Molecule: messenger RNA, 1581 nt
Organism: Paracoccidioides brasiliensis Pb18
Product: precorrin 3B synthase CobZ
Exons: 1
Coding region: 1-1581 (526 amino acids)
Source: RefSeq, a predicted model, not a curated record
AUGGCUCUUCCUACUGAGUGCGACGUGCUUGUUGUUGGCAGCGGCAAUGCCGGUUUCUCAGCUGCGAUAUCAGCUGCUCAGUCGGGAGCAAAGCGAGUUGUCUUAAUUGACAAAUGUCCCCAGGAGUGGGCGGGGGGGAAUUCCUAUUUUACCGCCGGUGCCUUUCGAACGGUUUUCUAUGGUCUACAAGACCUCCUUCCAAUUGUGAAUAACGUGGAUCAAGACACCGCAAGCAUCAUCGAUAUGGAACCCUACACGCCCGAGGACUUCUCCGAUGAUAUGUCGCGUAUUUCCGCUGGAAGAGGGGACCCCCAUCUUAGCCGCGUGCUGGUUCAAGACUCCAAUUCUGCUGUGAAAUGGCUUGCGCAAAACGGGGUAAGAUUCCAGCUGUCAUUCAACCGGCAGGCAUAUAAGGUGGAUGGCCGGUACAAAUUUUGGGGAGGUAUGUCGCUGAAGACGGAGGACGGGGGUAAAGGGCUCAUUCGUGACCAUCAGAUGGCUGCUGACCGCCACGGGAUUCUGGUUGUAUAUUCGACUGCUGCCAAAAGAUUAAUCCAGGAUCAAACUACGGGAGCCAUUUGCGGCUUGGCUGUUGAGCAUGGAGGACAGGAGAAGAUUAUCAAAACGCCAGCAGUAAUCCUUGCGGCUGGCGGUUUUGAAGCUAAUCCUCGCAUGAGAGCGCAGUAUCUUGGACCUGGAUGGGAUAUGGCAUUGGUCCGCGGCACCCCCUACAACGUUGGCGACUGUCUUGAGAUGGCUAUACGAGAUGUAUCCGCCAAGCAAGCUGGCAACUGGUCGGGGUGUCACGCUGUAGCCUGGGAUGCCAAUGCUGCUGCCCACUCCGGUGAUCGGCAGGUAUCCAACGAAUUUACCAAAUCAGGUUAUCCCUUAGGUAUCAUGGUAAACUUGAACGGUGAGCGGUUCGUCGACGAAGGAAUAGAUCUGCGAAAUUAUACAUACGCCCGCUUCGGAAAAGCUAUCCUCGCUCAACCGGACCUCGUUGCAUUCCAAAUCUGGGAUCAAAAGAUGAUCCCCUGGCUCCGCAAAGAGGAAUAUCGAAAGGAAAGAGUUCACCAUAUCACGGCAAAUUCGGUUGCGGAACUGGCAGAAAAGUGCUCUCAACAUGGACUACAGAACAAGGAGAAGUUUAUCGCUACCCUCACGAAUUUCAACACGGCAGUUUAUCAGCACAGAAAGGAGAACCCUGCUGUAAAAUGGAAUCCGGCUGUGAAGGACGGCUUAUCAACUCAAUCCAAGAGUUUAUAUCUCGAUCUCGCAAAGUCAAAUUGGGCCCUGCCUAUUGACCAAGCCCCUUUUCUCGCUGUCAAAGUCUCUUGUGGAAUCACGUUUACCUUUGGCGGACUUGCUGUGAAUCCGGAGACAGCAGGAGUUAUAUCUUGUAUCUCCAACAAGGAGGUCCCAGGCCUUUACUGUGCAGGCGAAAUGCUGGGUGGCUUGUUCUACGGAAACUAUCCCGGCGGGAGCGGAUUAACGGCCGGAGCGGUGUUUGGACGAAGAGCUGGUGCAGCAGCGGCAGCAGUUACUGCGUCCAGCACUUCAGUGAAGCUCGGAUGUCUGUAG